AUGGUCAGUUCAGCGCCUGGAGCUGCCCUCCUCCUUCUCAUUAACCUGGCGGCGCUAGGAGAGGCCGCUCUUCCGUCCCGCCAGAUCUGGUUCGAGGACACGUAUCACAACCAUCUCAAUGCAAGCUACGAUCGGCUCCUGGAGUUGCCCUCCUUGGGCCCAGAGUUCUAUCGCCUGUUUCGGAACAUUUCCGCCUCUGAUCUUCACCUCCUCGAUGGACGGCUCGGCCAACAGGAUCUGGUGUGCCUGGCGGAUAUCACACAAUUCAUGAGAAGCCUGACUUCGCCCAAGAGGUGGGCCCUUGCCAUGCUGGACUCAUGGGGCAACAAGCCCUCGGGCUACUUGAGCGGCAACCGCGUCGAUAUGGGCAACUACGAUGAGUGCCUCCGCGUGGACGGAACUAUCAGCGAGACACACCACAUCAAGGGGAAGUACUGCUUCAUGGAUUUUCCUAUCGCCAAGUGGAUGGGUUUCGACGCAGACAACCUGUCGGCAACCAAUAUAAGAACCGCCAUGUGCCUGCCUUCCUCCUGCUCCGCCGAGACCAUGGAGGUGUUUAUGAAGCAACUUCUACAGCGUCUUCUGGGCAUCGGUGACCUCAACAACUUCUUUUUCAUCAAUGAACAGUCCUGCAAGACCACCGAAAGUGAGCCGCUUGAUGGGCUCACCAUCUUCACUAUUGUGUUACUGUCCAUCUUCUGUGCUGUGGUGACCCUGUGCACUCUCUACGACUACUUCCUGUGCUCGGACCAGGAUAAGCUUCCCCGGUUGGUGAAGGUGUUCUCCGCUCGUGCCACGUCCCGCGAUCUGUUCACCAUCGUGGAUGCCAAGUCAACUCCCAAUGUAAUCCAGUGCCUCAAUGGCAUGCGCUGCAUGUCCCUGAUCUGGGUGAUACUGGGCCACGAGUACACAAUCAAUGCUAUGGCAGCGGCCAUUAACGCGUUGGAUAUCCUUCGAUGGAUGUCAAAGCCCUUCACUAGUUUGAUCCUCUAUGCUCCCUUCUCGGUGGACACGUUCUUCUUUCUCAGUGGUUUUUUGCUCGUGGUAAUUGGACUGCGAGCUCUGGAAAAGAGCAAGGGAAGGCUGAAUGUGCCCCUGAUGUAUGUGCACCGAUAUCUGCGCCUCACUCCGAUCGUGGCCCUGGCCAUCCUCGUCUAUAUGAAGAUGCUGCCUCUGCUUGCCGCCGGUCCAAUGUACGAUAAUGCUGGCUUCUUUGACUACUCUGUGUGCAAAAAGACCUGGUACUGGACAUUGCUCUAUGUGCAAAACUAUGCCACCACAGACCUAUGCCUUGGACACACCUGGUAUCUGGCCGUGGACAUGCAGCUGUAUCUCCUGGCGCCCAUUCUGCUGAUCGUGCUCUACAAGUGGGGCAAGAAAGGUGCAGCAGCCAUCCUGUUGGUCAUGCUCCUACUCUCCGCCUGCCUCUUUGCCACCAUUAUAACCAAUGACUACAAAAUUCUCUUCAAGAAUGGUGGUCAGGUUCCGGAUGUGGCUAAAAAGAUAUAUUCUGCCACACACAUCCAUGCAGCUCCCUGGUUAGUGGGGACUCUGUUCGGCUACUUCAUGCACCUUGUCCGUGGCAAGCAUUUCCGCCUCAACCGGCUGGCGGUGUGGACCGGAUGGCUACUCUGUCUGGCCAUGAUGUUCACCUCGCUCUUUGCCAUGUUUCCGUAUGCGAAGCUGCGAGGACCAUCGCCCACGGUGCUGGAGGGAGCUUUCUACUAUACCUUGACUAGAAUAGGCUGGCCUCUGGCCCUGUGCUGGGUAGUUUUCGCCUGCGUCCAGGGAUACGGCGGCCUCGCCAACAGUUUCCUUUCUUCGCCACUGUGGCAGCCUCUGUCCAGGCUGUCCUACUCCGCCUAUGUUUGGCACAUUUUUAUCCAGGAGGUGAACCACAGGCGCGUGCGAUCGAAUACUUACUUCUCGGACUAUGAUGUGAUGUGCUCCUUCUGGGCCACUUUUGGCUUCACCCUCGUGAUGUCUUAUGUGAUGUAUAUUGCCGUCGAAGGGCCACUGGGAGGCCUUGAGGGACUUCUCCUGCCCAGUCGAAGGAGCCCUGUGAAGCAGGUACCUUCCCCAGCUCAGGCCAAGACGGAGGAGUUCCCCGAGGAGCAGAAAGAGCCAGAGCUCCCAGAAUUCUGCCAGACUGAAGAUGCGGAAGCGAAUGCGCCAAAGGCAGCAGAGGAAAAGUCGUUGUAG
Messenger RNA from Drosophila serrata, 2202 nucleotides. Its product is annotated as nose resistant to fluoxetine protein 6-like. The record is from RefSeq and is a predicted model, not a curated record. Gene Ontology annotation, molecular function: acyltransferase activity, transferring groups other than amino-acyl groups. Lineage: Eukaryota; Metazoa; Arthropoda; Insecta; Diptera; Drosophilidae.